CACAUAUGCACGUUACGCAGAUGCACUCAAUUGAAUGAUCAGCUGAUGUGUGCAACAACUUCUAUUCGAUGAAUAAACGUGUUUAAGGAGAACCAUCAAGUGUCACGGAUACUGGAUCAUGGGACGAUUGAUAUACGCCGAGGAAGGCAUCCUCAAUUAUUUGAUCAGUCUGUCAGAUCUGGACACAUACACUGUUGGCCUCAUCCUGGGACAGAGCACUGACAAACAAGAUUAUGUUGUUCAUCUGGCGAGAACUCCACCACCAGCUCCAAAAGACGUCAUCGAGGAGACCCUCAUUGGUUCAACAACGAAUGUUCAACAGGAGUCCCCCAUUAGGUCUAUAAAAUCAGUGAAAGAUGUGCCAAGUAGUUGGGUGGCAGAUCAUGCCAUACACGUUACGAGAAUGUUACCAGGCGGGAUGUGGGUCCUGGGAAUAUUUGUGGUUGCGCCCAAUGACUGUUUCAGUGACAACGAUUCUACACAACGACUGAAGUUCAUUAUUUCUUCUCUCCACAAAAAUUUUCAGUCCAAUUCAUAUUUAUAUGGGCAUAAUCCCCGGGAGAGCCUCAUUCUUGCAUUUAACAGUUCAACUCACAGAUUUGUUUGCAAGUCGUUCGAUGUUAAAUCGAAUAGCUCAUUGAAAAGUGCAGAUUGGAAAUUUGAGGCAAAAAUCACAAAAUGGUACCAGCUGGAGACCAGACUAGACUUUGACCAGACAUUCCCUAUUGCUGAUGGGCAAGAAUCGGAAACCUUGAAACAGCAGCUGCAAAAAAUUCUCAAGGAUGUGGCUGGUGUCGUGAAUUCUUCGCUUGUUAUAAUCGAAGGUGACAGGAGACUCCCCGACGAAUUAAUUCAAAUUAUUGGGAAUCAGAAGAAAAAGGAGAGGAAAGAAUCCAAGAGCAACGAAUCCGAUGCCAGUGAUAAAUCACUUCAGGCUGCUAUUUAUGUUCCAUGUUCGAAGAAAUCCGAUAGGGAAAUCAGAGAAGUGAAUUGCGCUGCCUCGAUACGAUUGGUCGGGCAAAUUGGCAGCCAAACUUUCGUUCAUCAAAAGUCAACAGUCGCUGAAGCAACGGAUGCUAUCAAACAAGAUAUUAUGCGGUCAUUGGCGAGCCGGUUGGAAAUGCAUUGGGAUAGUUUGUUGGAAGAAGACAAUGAAUUGCCUGAAGAUAACGUUACUCUCCAUGAACCUCCUAGAAGAGUUCUUGUCGCCCUCCCUCAGAGUCGUAUAACAUUAUCAGACUACUUGUUUCCUGGCGAAGGUCCCCAAGAGGCUCUCCUAUCUCUUCAAGAGCUUCUCGACCUCCAAGUUCAAGAGAGCAGUGUCCAAAAAGAGUUGGAGUUGCAAAUUGAUCCUUCCGAAUUCUACUGUCAAAAUGAGAUGAAAACCGAGCCGACUGAGCAUGGAAAAUUUGUUAACAACAAACAGUUUAUGGUGUACGCCUCUGGCCUAGCAGCUACGACACUGUUCCUCAUAGCUGCGAUUAUUAUCCAUUGUCUUUACUAAUUUUGAUUCAGGAAUACCCACGAGACUAUGUUUAUCGGCUAUUGAUGAAUUUUUUUAUAAGAGAAUAUUACUAAUGAAAAAUAAAACCACUUCUGAAGGAAA
This is a messenger RNA of Diachasmimorpha longicaudata, 1606 nucleotides long. Its product is annotated as protein odr-4 homolog. NCBI's taxonomy places the organism in Eukaryota, Metazoa, Arthropoda, Insecta, Hymenoptera, Braconidae. Gene Ontology annotation, biological process: intracellular protein localization. Gene Ontology annotation, cellular component: endomembrane system. The coding region runs from base 119 to 1504 and encodes 461 amino acids. The transcript is spliced from 7 exons. The record is from RefSeq and is a predicted model, not a curated record.